Lotus japonicus is the source of this 1089-nucleotide messenger RNA. Its product is annotated as ras-related protein Rab7. NCBI's taxonomy places the organism in Eukaryota, Viridiplantae, Streptophyta, Magnoliopsida, Fabales, Fabaceae. The record is from RefSeq and is a predicted model, not a curated record. Gene Ontology annotation, cellular component: vacuolar membrane. Gene Ontology annotation, molecular function: GTP binding; GTPase activity. Bases 160 to 783 code for a protein of 207 amino acids. The transcript has 7 exons.
UCACUCGUGUUCCUCCACCUGUCUUUCAAAACUACUUCUCUUCUGUUCUGUCGCGCAAAAACCUCACACUUCACAAAUUUUGGGGAUCUUCACAUAAACAAAGAAAAAUAGUUUCCAUUUUUCGAGUAAAACAAAGCUCCACCCACAUCGUCUUCAUCGAUGGCAUCUCGCCGCCGCAUGUUACUCAAGGUCAUAAUCCUCGGAGAUAGCGGGGUUGGUAAAACAUCCUUGAUGAAUCAGUAUGUGAAUCGUAAGUUUAGUAAUCAGUAUAAGGCUACAAUUGGUGCGGAUUUUCUUACCAAGGAAGUUCAAUUUGAAGAUAGGUUGUUCACAUUGCAGAUUUGGGAUACUGCUGGUCAAGAACGGUUUCAGUCUCUUGGUGUGGCUUUCUAUCGGGGUGCGGACUGCUGUGUCCUUGUUUAUGAUGUAAAUGUCAUGAAAUCUUUUGACAACCUCAACCAUUGGCGAGAAGAAUUUCUUAUCCAGGCUAGUCCAUCUGACCCUGAAAACUUCCCAUUUGUUGUCUUGGGAAACAAAAUAGAUGUUGAUGGUGGGAAUAGCCGAGUUAUUUCUGAGAAGAAAGCAAAGGCAUGGUGUGCUUCAAAGGGAAACAUACCAUACUUCGAGACCUCUGCAAAAGAAGGAUUCAAUGUUGAAGCUGCUUUCCAAUGUAUAGCAAAAAAUGCACUCAAGAAUGAACCAGAAGAAGAAAUGUAUCUUCCUGACACAAUCGAUGUCGGUGGUGGUGGACGACAGCAAAGAUCUACAGGCUGUGAAUGUUAAGUAGACAGAGUUCUGUGGACCAGGUUUACUUGCUUGUUUCAUGCCAACAUACAAGUGCCCCCCUCAUUAUUGAUUAUGAGCUAGCUUCUACUUUAUUGACAAUGUAAAACCAAGAACAAGUUACAAAUUCCAUUUUGUAUCUCGCUAGUGGAUUAGGUGGACAUGUUGGUUAUUUUUGUAUUCAUUCCUUUGCCUUUAACGUUUGUUACAAAUCUUCCCCCGAAUCAGGAAAUGUAUUGAAAAAAGUUGUGUGCGGUUAUGGGUUAUGACAUUGAUGUUCCUAGUUUAAGUAUUGGCUUUUAAAUA